Molecule: messenger RNA, 3258 nt
Organism: Belonocnema kinseyi
Lineage: Eukaryota; Metazoa; Arthropoda; Insecta; Hymenoptera; Cynipidae
Gene: sim
Product: single-minded homolog 2
Exons: 8
Coding region: 809-2776 (655 amino acids)
Biological process (GO): regulation of transcription by RNA polymerase II
Cellular component (GO): transcription regulator complex; nucleus; cytoplasm
Molecular function (GO): DNA-binding transcription factor activity, RNA polymerase II-specific; protein dimerization activity; RNA polymerase II transcription regulatory region sequence-specific DNA binding
Source: RefSeq, a predicted model, not a curated record
AAUGCGUACGGCACUUUUUUUCAAAGCAUACACGUGCAGUUCAAGAAUUCCAUUCUUCUUUUCCGGGACAAAAAUCUUUUCUUGGAUGAAGACGUCUUUUUGCCCGUGAGAGUAUUUCCUGUACCAACCAAUUUGAUGUGCGGAAUCAUUUUAAAUUGCAGUGAAAAUGCAGAGUUGAAAAAUAAACAAAUGAAGGACAAGGAGUUGGGAUUUUUCUAAAAGAUGUGAAAUCGUGACAUUUAUGAAACCGCGGUACCGCUAUUCAUAAUUACCGCGGUGAGAAUUUUCAGAGAUUUGGUUAUUAACAAUUCUGUUCUGAUUGAUGAAUUUAUAAAAGAGUGGGCGGUGAUGCAUCUAUGAAAAUAUAUUUUUGAGGGGAUGUUUCAUUCUGCAUAAGUUGUAUUUUACAUAUUUUUGUGGGGUUUUGAGCGAGGAAAAGUGAGUGAUUUGGAAUUUUAUAGAAAAUACAAGAAAAGUGACAAUUUUCAUGUAAGGACGAAAGAUGAGGUGGUUGGAUAUUCUUGCAUUUAGGAACAGUGCAGUUCGCAUAUUGAGAGUUUUUCGGGUGCGUCAAUUGAUGACACCUUUUGCAGAAGUGAUUUUUGUUUAAAUAGGGGCGACAUCGCUUUUGGAGAGUUUCGUACAUCCACCGACGGGGGUAAAUGAGGAAAAUUCUUUUUCGAAAGAUUACAGAUUUACCUCAGACACUCUGGAUCUGAGUUCUCACCACCUAAAUAAUAAUAACAACAAUAACAAUUAUACAAGAAUUCUUGAAGGCGAGGGUGGAGUUGGACCACCGGAAAUUGUGAUGAAAGAAAAAAGCAAAAACGCGGCGCGAUCGCGUCGCGAGAAGGAGAAUCAAGAAUUUUCCGAACUCGCAAAAUUGCUUCCACUUCCAACUGCAAUCACCACGCAAUUGGACAAAGCAAGCAUCAUCAGACUCACGACAAGUUACCUGAAAAUGAGAAGAGUUUUUCCUCAUGGCUUGGGCGACGAAUGGGGAGCAGCACCACCUCCUCGUGAAACGAAUAUGAAGGAAUUAGGUUCACAUCUUCUACAAACACUGGACGGAUUUAUCUUCGUCGUAGCACCUGACGGAAAAAUCAUGUACAUCAGUGAAACAGCGAGCGUGCAUUUAGGAUUAUCCCAGGUGGAAUUAACCGGAAACAGUAUUUUCGAAUACAUCCAUGAAGGAGAUCGUGAUGAAAUGGCUGCUAUCUUGAGCUUACCAGUUUUACCACAAGCCCCAGGUUACGGACCUGGUAUCAUCCCAAGUUCUGCUCUUCCUCCGCCCAAUGCAAGAGGUGAUAUCGAAAUCGAGAGGGCUUUUUUUAUCAGAAUGAAGUGCGUUCUCGCCAAAAGAAAUGCUGGGCUCACCAAUCAAGGAUGGAAGGUCAUUCACUGUUCGGGCUACCUCAAAGUGAAGCAAUGCAGUUUGAGUGGAGUCCCAGGAUCCGAAUAUGAAGACAGUUGCGAAAUCCACAACGUUGGUUUAGUGGCUGUCGGUCAUUCACUGCCGCCUAGUGCAAUCACGGAAAUAAAGCUGCACAAUAACAUGUUUAUGUUCCGGGCUUCUCUCGAUUUGAAGCUAAUUUUCCUCGAUUCAAGCGUUCCAAAAUUGACCGGAUACGAACCUGCAGACCUUAUUGACAAAACACUGUACAAUUAUAUCCACGCGAGUGACGUUCGAGAUCUGGAGUAUGCUCACAAACUACUUCUAGUGAAGAGCCAAGUGACAACCAGGUACUACAGGUUCCUGACAAGGUCUGGUGGUUGGGUUUGGAUGCAAUCCUAUAUCACGAUAGUGAACAACCAAAGAAGCUCUAGACCACAAUGCAUCGUGUCGGUGAAUUUCGUUCUGUCUGAACCGGAAGAACCAGAUCUAGUUCUCAACACAGAUCAGAAGAUGAACAAUUCCAUUCCCGGUAAUCCACCAAGCACACCACUCUCAGCAUCAACACCAGGAAAAGCCAGUACAAAUGGUCAUGACGAUCAUAGUCUGAGUCCAUCCUAUCGCAGCAGAACAGACUCUGAAUAUCCAGAUUCUGGUUAUGCCAGUUUGGAGUAUCUCAACACCUCCAAUCAGGCACAUUAUAUUCAGUCUCCUUAUACUGCUCAAGCCUGCACUCCACAUGAGGAUGGUGUCUUCUAUGCAUCAGAACUCUUCCACUAUGAGUACGGUCAGCCUGAUCACAUCACUGCAAUUCAGCACCAUCAUCAUCAGCAUCAACAACAAGUUGUCCACCACACCUCAACCUCAAUAAUGAACACCCAUCAACAGAGUCCUCAAAAUCCCAGAAAGAGGCCCUACUCAGCCUGUUCCAGUUCCUGCGAAAGUUCGGAUGCAUCAGAAAGUCAUCAAGCAAGUCCCCUGGGUGUUAAUUUGAUGGUGGAUGGACUCAGGACAGUCAAUUCUUUCCCAGCGUAUCAUCCAGGACACCAGCAUCAUAUUUUGGAACCCUCUUCCUCGGCUAAUUUAGAAAGCAAUGCUGUCAUGUUUCCAAACUGCAACAUCAGCAACAAUAAUUCCACUUAUGCUACCACCAAUGCCAAUCUUCCUCACUAUGAAACCUAUCCUCAUCACUCAGGACAUCCGAGCAAACGAAGAGCCCAUCAUGUGGAGCAUAUUGAGAGUCCUGGCUACACCAGUGUCAUUGUCGACUCCCAUCAGUAUAGUCCUAAUUCCAUACAAAUGCAUUCACAAACGCCUGUACCAGCAAAUUCUAUACCACUGCAUGCACAUCAUCAUGAAGCUCAUCGGCAAUUUGUGCACUGACAGUCAGUGGAAGUGCCCAUGUAGCACUCAGAAAUUGAAAUUACUGACAGAAGAAACUUUCCGGAUGUGACAAUCCGGCUGAGUUUGAGAACCUCGAAAACUUUGGGUCGAUUUGAAAAUUGAUCCUCGGGAGUAGAAAUAGGGGAUGUGGUCUCCUGAUCGAAAAAAACGGAGUAAAAUGCUCUUCUGAAAUUUUCUUGAACUUAUUUUCUGAACUGGUAAAAGAAUAUUCAGGAAAAUCUGAAAAGAGACCCUUGAGAUUGGCGGUUCGUUCAUUCAAAGUUCUUAGGGCCUUCUCAGGAAGAGGAAAUCUCACGGGUUUCCUUUUGUCAGAGUUUACGGCUCUUUAUUGCCUUCCAUUUCACUUUAUUACCCUUUUCCUCACAAAAGUUGAAUGGAUAUCGGAAUUUUUUGAUUGAGAACGAAAAACGCGUUCUUCGAUUAUAGAAAUCCUAGAAGCUUGAAAACACAUUAAAAAAAAA